This is a messenger RNA of Eublepharis macularius, 1318 nucleotides long. RefSeq names its product unconventional SNARE in the ER 1 (gene USE1). The record is from RefSeq and is a predicted model, not a curated record. The transcript is spliced from 7 exons. Gene Ontology annotation, molecular function: SNAP receptor activity. Gene Ontology annotation, biological process: retrograde vesicle-mediated transport, Golgi to endoplasmic reticulum. NCBI's taxonomy places the organism in Eukaryota, Metazoa, Chordata, Lepidosauria, Squamata, Eublepharidae. Bases 89 to 850 code for a protein of 253 amino acids. Gene Ontology annotation, cellular component: SNARE complex; endoplasmic reticulum.
AUCGAGGCUGCCGGGACAGAAAGGCUGCAGCCAGAACUAUAGAGCCGCACCGGGGACCGGCUUUCUUGACGCGGAAGUGGCGGCGGCCAUGGCGGUGCCGGCCCCUCGCGCGGAGCUGAAGCUGGUGCGGCUGCUGAGCCGCUGCGAGGCGCUGGCGGCCGACAGGCGGAGCGCGGGCGAGUGGCGGCUGGAGAAGUAUGUUGCUGCUUUGGAAGAGAUGCUCCUGGAGCUGAAGAAGCACUCUAGCAAGCCAGCCCCAGAAGUGCUGAAGGAAUAUUCUCGCAAGGUGGAUUUCUUGAAAGGACUUCUAGAAGCAGAAAAGCUGUCGUCCUCGUCUGAAAAGGCACUUGCCAAUCAAUUCCUGGCCCCUGGGCGAACCCCCACCACGGCCAAGGAACGGAUCCCAGCCACCCAGACGGUGCAUUUGCAGACCAAAGCCCGCUACGCUGGCGAAAUGAGGAGCGAGCUGCUUGAUUUGGAAGAAACCAGCUUGAGGAAGCGCAUGGGCCCCCUGCCAGAUGAGAAGCAGUCAGCUGCGGACCUGGAUGCCAUACUGCAGCACCACCACAGCAUCCAGGAGAAGCUGGCCGAAGAGAUGCUGCACCUGGCACGCAACCUCAAAAACAACACCCUGGUGGCUCAGAAUGUGAUUAAACAAGAUAACCAGACAUUGUCUCAUUCGCUCAAGCUGGCCGAUCAGAACUUUGAGAAGUUGAAGGACGAAUCAGACCGCCUGGAGCAGCACGCCAAGAAAUCAGUCAACUGGCUUUUGUGGCUAAUGCUGAUUGUUGUUUGCUUUAUUUUCAUCAGCAUGAUCUUGUUUAUCAGGAUCUUCCCAAAACUAAGGUGACUUCUUGUUCUCCAGCACGGGCAGCCUGGUAUGUUUUGCUCUUUUCCUUUGCAAAGUCCAAGCCUUGGAUGUUCAGAGGAAGGCGGCCUUGUUCCAUCCAGGCUGCAGAACUUAACUCAUUUAACUUGGGAAGGACAAAGAAGAACUUUGGUAGCUGGUUGUGUGCGCUAGUUUUGGGUCCAGCCUGCUUGCCGAUGGGAUGGGGUGCUGUGCUAGUGAGUGUCCUGGCCACCUCAGAUGGGGAGGCAGGGUGACAGCUCUGCCAGUGGAACACUGCUUUGUAGAACAACAAUUUUCCUCAUGUGGAAAAAUAGCUCAGUCAGUCUAGGCUAGGGCUCUUCUUCCUAGCAUUCUUGUUUUCUAUACAAAAGAAAUGCUUCUGUGUAGAAGAGCCUGCAGCCCCAUUAGCUCUGCCUGCAACCUGAAGUGGUACAGCCCAUGCCUGGGGUGGGCAUGUCAUCUGCUACU